Molecule: messenger RNA, 1231 nt
Organism: Drosophila bipectinata
Lineage: Eukaryota; Metazoa; Arthropoda; Insecta; Diptera; Drosophilidae
Product: eukaryotic translation initiation factor 2 subunit 1
Biological process (GO): translational initiation
Cellular component (GO): eukaryotic 48S preinitiation complex; eukaryotic translation initiation factor 2 complex
Molecular function (GO): ribosome binding; RNA binding; translation initiation factor activity
Source: RefSeq, a predicted model, not a curated record
CUUUUUGAAUUACUGUGUGUAAAUAUUCCACCAUGGCACUAACGUCGCGCUUUUACUUCGAGCGAUAUCCCGAGAUCGAGGAUGUCGUUAUGGUAAACGUACUUUCCAUUGCGGAAAUGGGCGCUUACGUCCAUCUGCUGGAGUACAACAACAUCGAGGGCAUGAUCCUGCUCUCUGAGCUGUCACGACGUCGCAUCCGUUCCAUAAACAAGCUGAUCCGAGUAGGCAAAACCGAACCCGUCGUCGUCAUCCGUGUGGACAAGGAGAAGGGCUACAUUGAUCUGUCCAAGCGUCGUGUCUCCCCCGAGGAUGUGGAAAAGUGUACCGAGCGGUUCGCCAAGGCGAAAGCCAUCAAUUCUUUGCUCCGGCAUGUGGCCGAAAUCCUCGGCUACGAUGGAAACGAAAAGCUGGAAGAGCUAUACCAGAAAACUGCCUGGUACUUUGAAAAGAAGUACAACAGCAAAACGGUGGCUUACGACAUCUUCAAGCAGUCCGUGACGGAUCCCUCGGUCUUCGAUGAAUGCAAUCUGGACGCCGAAACCAAGGAGGUGCUGCUGAGCAACAUCAAGCGCAAGCUGGUCUCGCCAACGGUCAAAAUCCGGGCUGACAUCGAGUGCUCCUGCUAUGGUUAUGAGGGCAUUGACGCCGUCAAGGCAUCCCUCACCAAGGGCCUGGAGUUGAGCACCGAGGAGCUACCCAUCCGGAUCAAUCUGAUAGCACCGCCACUCUAUGUUAUGACCACGUCCACGACCAAGAAGACAGACGGCUUGAAAGCCCUCGAGGUGGCCAUCGAACACAUACGGGCCGAGAUCGUGAGGUACGAGGGCGAAUUCAAGGUGAUAAUGGCACCUAAGCUGGUCACCGCCAUCGACGAGGCCGAUCUGGCCAGGCGGCUGGAGCGGGCCGAGGCCGAGAACGCCCAGGUGGCCGGCGACGACGACGAGGAGGAUGGCGUCGAUCAGGAGGGCAUGCAAUUCGAUCCCGAAAAGGAGUUCAAUCACAAGAGUUCGUUGUCGACGGCCGCGAACAAUGACGAUGACGAAGACGACGAGGACGAGGACUAGUAUAGUGGUGGCACCGGAACGGAGUAGCAGACGAGCAACAGAAGCGUUUUUUUUUUGCAUAAGCAAGCUAGACGAUCAUGGGAAUAAUAUAUAUUUUUUGCUGUGGAAAUAUCUCCUAAAAUUGCUGUUUCUUUAUAAAUUAUACCAUAAUAAAUAUUAUAAGUCAA